This is a messenger RNA of Echinococcus granulosus, 516 nucleotides long. RefSeq lists its product as hypothetical. NCBI's taxonomy places the organism in Eukaryota, Metazoa, Platyhelminthes, Cestoda, Cyclophyllidea, Taeniidae. The coding region runs from base 1 to 516 and encodes 171 amino acids. The transcript is spliced from 2 exons. The record is from RefSeq and is a predicted model, not a curated record.
AUGUCCAAAGCAGACCAACCGGGCUCGUCUGGCAACGCUAGGAAUCGGGAAGCGGAGACCGAGGAGUCUCGCUCCACACUGGUGGCAGCCCCCGCUGACCUACCCCCUUUCAAGGAAGAUAUGAAUUUCGAAGAGUGGCCCCUAACUGCCAAAUUUAACCUUCCUCUCUAUCCCCAUUGUCAAAGAAUACCUCUUAUCCUUCGUGCCCUCCCGCAUGAUUUAUUCGUGGCCGCAGUCGGAGCUGGCAUUACCCACGACAGGGACGUUGACCAAUGCUGCGAUACAUUGGCUCAACUAGUCAUCGAUCGUGAGGAGGGAACCCUGGCUAGGGACUUCUUUCAGCGUUUUCAAAAAGCUGAUGAGGCCGACGAAGAGUACGCCAGGAACCUCCAACUCCUGGCGGAACCUCGCAACCAAGAAGCGGCAGGAACUCCGGGGGCUCCCGACUUCCCGGAAACCGCGAAACUGGUCAAAUGCAGCAUUCUCGUACCGUGCUUCCCCGCGCUAUACUCCUAG